UGUUGCUUUCUGCGCGCGUCCUUGCGCGCGCCGAUUGGACGAACACGGGGGCUUUGUACUGAGAUUCGGCGUGCUGUGGGCGGGUAGAAGGCUUGUUUAUAACCCCCGCGUCUCCGCUGGUGGGCGGGAACAGCGGCACCGAAGGGGAGCGAGAGUGGAGGAGGACGAGGGAGACGCCAGACAGCGGGCUGUAGCGGCGGGGUCCGCUGAGGGGGCGAGGCGGCCGUCCCUGAGCCGCGCAUGGACGACCACCUGAGCCUCCUGCAAUCACCCCCGCCGAGCGUGAGCAAAACUCGCGGCGACAACCUGGUGAACCACGGAUACACUGAGUCGGAAGCCGACGUCAUGACCGUCGCGGCGUGUGACAACAUGCUGGAGGAGUCAGCGGCUCUCCCCGGCCACCACUCGCUGGAUCGAUACGAACCGGACCACGAGUGUUGUGAGAGGGUGGUCGUCAAUAUAUCUGGUUUGCGCUUUGAAACGCAGCUCAAGACUCUCUCGCAGUUCCCAGAGACCCUGCUGGGGGAUCCCAAGAAGAGGAUGAGGUACUUUGAUCCCCUCAGGAAUGAAUACUUCUUCGAUCGGAAUCGACCCAGUUUUGAUGCCAUUCUUUAUUACUACCAGUCAGGCGGGCGCAUCAGGAGACCCGUCAACGUCCCCAUUGAUAUAUUUUCGGAGGAGAUACGCUUCUAUGAGCUGGGUGAGGAAGCCAUGGAGAAGUUCAGAGAGGAUGAGGGCUUCAUCAAGGAGGAGGAGAGACCCUUGCCAGAGAAUGAGUUCCAGAGACAGGUGUGGUUGCUUUUUGAGUACCCGGAGAGCUCGGGACCAGCUCGGGGCAUCGCGAUAGUCUCCGUCCUGGUCAUUCUCAUCUCCAUUGUCAUCUUCUGCCUGGAGACGCUGCCUGAAUUCAAGGACGAGAACCGGGACGUGAUCCCUAUCGCGCCGGUAAUUAAUGGCACCCUCCCUUAUUUCGUCAGCCCCUUCUCAGACCCCUUCUUCGUGGUGGAGACCUUGUGUAUCAUCUGGUUCUCCUUCGAGCUUCUUGUGCGGUUCUUUGCGUGUCCAAGCAAAGCCACCUUCUCCAAGAACAUCAUGAACAUCAUUGACAUUGUGGCCAUCAUACCAUACUUUAUCACUUUGGGAACGGAGCUGGCGGAGAGGCAAGGGAACGGACAGCAGGCCAUGUCGUUGGCCAUCCUGCGUGUCAUUCGCCUUGUGCGUGUCUUUCGCAUUUUCAAACUCUCGCGCCAUUCCAAAGGCCUGCAAAUUCUGGGUCAGACCCUCAAGGCCAGCAUGCGAGAACUGGGCUUGCUCAUCUUCUUCCUCUUCAUCGGCGUCAUCCUUUUCUCCAGCGCCGUCUACUUCGCCGAGGCCGACGACCCCGACUCGGGAUUCAACAGCAUCCCGGAUGCCUUCUGGUGGGCCGUGGUCACCAUGACCACCGUCGGCUAUGGGGACAUGCAUCCCGUUACCAUAGGGGGAAAGAUUGUGGGCUCUCUGUGUGCCAUCGCUGGCGUGUUGACCAUCGCGCUGCCCGUGCCGGUCAUCGUGUCCAAUUUCAACUACUUCUACCACAGGGAAACCGAAGGUGAGGAGCAGGCACAGUACCUGCACGUGGGCAGCUGUCAGCCUCUGGCAGAGCCCGAAGAGCUGAGGAAGACACGCUCAUCAUCCUCACUCAGCAAGAGUGAGUACAUGGUGAUAGAGGAGCAUGGCAUCAACAGCGCCUUCAAGCAGCAGCCAAACUUUCCCACUAGUGCGCAGAAUAACUCACAGAACUGCAUCAACAUCAACAAGAAGAUCUUCACCGACGUGUAGUUUUGGUCAAAUGUCACAUACCAUUGAAGCAGAGUUGGAUCAGCGCCGGGUGGAAAAAAACUAGAGAAAAAGUCCCACCUACUCACAUUCAGAGAAUUAGAAUUGUUUUCAGUGUGGAAAACCAGAAAUAUAUUAUGUGAAGAAUAUCCAUAAAAGCCUGAAAUAGAGAGGAAACUUGUUGUAGCUAAUGCAGGAAGCUUUAUAACUGUGAAAGACUUUAAAUGUAAACUCCAAUAACCCUGUCGUUCUGUUAACAUGAGUUGUGAUUCGUCAGUCGUAGCCAAUGUGCAAUAUCCAGGAUUGUUUAGAUGUGCUCAAUGUGUCUUUCAACACACGUAAUGUCUUAAAAAAAAUCAACAAGUAACCUAUAUUAUAUCAAUUAGACUGUGCUAUGCCUUGAUCGUGCGUUAAAGUCUAGUUCAAAGUGCUACCACGUGUGUUAAGACUUAACCCCCAUAUAGAAUAGAGGCUUUUAUACAUGCCAUGUGGGGCCAGUAGACCGCCAUGCUGUGUCUCAUCACCCACUCAAGACACGUGUGAGAUGGAGCGCAAGAGACACGCGUGCAUCUCUUUGGACGCCUCAAAUAUAGCCCGCUGUGAUGCAAUCUCCAUGGCGACGGCCGUUUCCUCGGUAACCCCAACCAUCGUUGCCAUGGCUCCCCUGUUUCCACAGAAACCUCCCAGAUGGCUUGGAAGCUUUCUUGAAGAUUAGCAUCCAAAUAGCAUGCCUUCAAGGACUGCUGUUGAUGACGUCAGGUGUGUGUGCGUCAACGCAACCGUCCAGGAAGUCAAACGGCAACAAACUAUCUAAAUUCGCCAAUGAAACUCCCCAUGCAGUCCCAAAUUGAGAAAGUGGAUGGCGUGGUAACCUUCAAGGAAUUCGAAAUGAACUGUCUGGCUGUCCUGGGUGCAAAACGGAUGGUGCCCAGCAGGGGCUGCUCUUCACCCACUGAUGACACCGUUGACUUUGUGUACGAAUAACAAGCCCACCUUGCUUCGCUCGUCUCCGCCCUCUGGUGGAUAGCAUCGCCUGCCAGCAGAACAGGUAGAAGCUAUCCAGGCCUCCUGGAAGUCUCAACCCACCCUCGUCGAAUGUCUCUCAUGCAGAGAUGUAAAGACUGAAUUUCUGUGGACCAAAUGGGGUAAACUUGAUUGACAAAGGAUUCCCCUGAAAGGAGAAUUUCCUCAUCUGCCUUGUGGCUGGCGUCUUAUUACUUGGUGCCUAUAGCAGCUUCCCCCUGCCAGUAGAUCGUCUUUGAGAACAAAAGUCAGGAAACGACACUAAACUGCUUGUCCAACAUUUACAAUUGUGUAGCCGCUGUUUUAUAACUGCUCUCUGUUUUGUGUGACGCAUCAUAGCAUCAAAAUCAUCUUGACGUGUGUUUAGGAAUUUCUCCACAUUGCUUAAUACUUUAACUUUCAGGGUCAGUGGUCACUACAGUAGACAGACAGCUAGGUUAUUAUUACUGAUCACGUCUGUAGUUAUAAAAACAGUUGAGAAAAGAAUCCCGAUGAAAGGGUUUAAAGACGGAGAAAUUACAGCUCUGGGAGACAGCCAGCAGUUUUAACACACAAAACACACGUGUCCUGGGAUUUGUAAGGGUUUUUUCAUGUAUACUGUCUUAAUGUUUCUAACUGAUCUCCAUUCACAACCUAUGUUGUCUUCAGAUUGAAAGCUGCAAAACAAAAACAAAAAAAAGAGGCCAAAAAUUGAGUGAUGAGAAACUGUGAUACAAAUCAGAGACUGUUAACCACAUGCCUUUUGUUAGCUCAGUGUGCUCUGUAUUGCUAACAUUUUAUAUACAUGUAUGUUACAUGUGAUUGUUGCUGCUAUUCCCCUGACUUACACAUGGAGAAUGAUAAAAAGCUGUACACGACACAGACAGACAUGUAAACACACGCAGAUGCCCGUGGGAACCUCUCGUUCAUCCCUGAGCGCUCUCGUGCAGAAUGUUGUCAGGGGAAAGCUGCGUUUGUCAGUAUUUGUUCUGUAUACCUCUGUACAAUCUUAAACAUGACUCAUAUAACAAGAUCAUGAGGUACUUGUUGUCUUUAUUUAAAACAUUCAGUGACUAACUGGGAUAAAUGUACUGUAUGUUAAAUAUAUAGGAAAGCUUUACAAAUGCCCAUUUUCCUAAA
This is a messenger RNA of Corythoichthys intestinalis (scribbled pipefish), 3957 nucleotides long. RefSeq names its product potassium voltage-gated channel subfamily A member 3. Gene Ontology annotation, molecular function: protein binding; delayed rectifier potassium channel activity. The transcript has 4 exons. The coding region runs from base 241 to 1818 and encodes 525 amino acids. Gene Ontology annotation, cellular component: voltage-gated potassium channel complex; membrane. NCBI's taxonomy places the organism in Eukaryota, Metazoa, Chordata, Actinopteri, Syngnathiformes, Syngnathidae. The record is from RefSeq and is a predicted model, not a curated record. Gene Ontology annotation, biological process: potassium ion transmembrane transport; protein homooligomerization.